This is a messenger RNA of Didymosphaeria variabile, 1428 nucleotides long. RefSeq lists its product as uncharacterized. The record is from RefSeq and is a predicted model, not a curated record. The coding region runs from base 1 to 1428 and encodes 475 amino acids. The transcript is spliced from 3 exons. Lineage: Eukaryota; Fungi; Ascomycota; Dothideomycetes; Pleosporales; Didymosphaeriaceae.
AUGGUCGCGGAACUUGCGGUUCUUGGGGCGAUAGGCACAACAGCGGGGUUGAUCAGCUUCUUGACCACUACUGUGGAAACGCUGAACAAGAAAUACCAUGACUUUUCCGAAGGGCAGUAUCGUUUGGGUUACUGGAGGAAGCGAAUGAACCUGAUCCAUCAGGAAUUACGCAAUUGGAGGAAUAUAUGGUAUGAUAAGUAUGGCGACCCGUUCCCGGACGACACUUACAGGCUUUUCUGGGGCCAAGAUGGUUUGCAGGAUGUGGACCUGGCAUUGAUCCGCAUCCGAGCAGAGGCGAACCAUAUCAAAGAUUUCUUGUAUUGCAAAGCCAACGACUCUCCAAAAGUUCCUACCUCCAAGAAAGGUCUCUGGACUCAGAUCGUAGACCAGCUAUCCAGUGAGAGGAGGCAGUUAUCAUGCGAAGAUGAUUGGUUAAGAAGAGUUGUCUACGCGCUUUUCCAAGGUUCCCUCCUAAAAGAGCGAAUCGAUCGAUUGAAAGAUGAAGUAGAAAUGUUAAACAAGGAUUCGCGAAGUUUGUACUGGACGCUGCUUGACGAAACCAAGGACUCAACCAAAUGGAUUGAUCCGAAAGAACUAAGCGCGACGAACAAAUAUCUCAUUCAUUCCAGAGACGCCAUUGAUAACAUGGAGUUGCUAUAUAGCGCAGCACAAGAUCGCGGAAAGUGGACAUUGGUGCUAGGAAAACCUUCCCCUGACGAAACCUUGCGCAACCUUGUCGAUGGCUUGGAAUUCGAGCUCGAGUUUAUAAGCCAAAACCAGGAUGGUUAUCAACUCGUCACCGUCACGAUCGAGUCGGGGCUAUCUGAGAAGCGGUUCGAAAUUUCCCAGAUUGUUAAAGAGAUCAGCUUCGAGGGCCUUGGAGCUGCACUGACUAUCAAAGAUCUACUACAGAAGGUUCAGGCGGACGCAGGCCUCCGGAAGACAAGUGAAUGUUCUCUCGGUAUCGUCGCAACAAAAUUAGUGAAGAGUAUAGUCUUGCUCUACAACGCUCCAUGGACGAAAGAUCUUUGUACCUGCGGAAUUCUCAUCGCAGACACGAUGGAACACGAGAAGGACGUCUGCACCUUUCGAGCGAAACAGAGUGGAUGUCACGACCGGGACACUAAGGAGCAGAGGUUCCUGCGUCUUGCUGUAGCACUUGCUGAGCUGUGCAUAGCCGCUCCCAUCAGGUUCGUUGGCCUUCAACAAACACAAAAGCAGUACAGCUUCGAAAUCUGUACAUUCGAGCCGGGGACCACCGCGCAAUCGACACGACGGGACGUUGAGCAGAUUGGAGUGCGGAACUGGAAAAGGGUACAGGAAGAGGAAUUACUGCGAAGGCACUUGCUCGAUCAGAAAAUCUUGGGAAUGCAGCAGUUCGACCAGAGCGCAUCCUUCGAGCACCUGAGGAGAUUGUGGAACCAGUAG